This is a messenger RNA of Zerene cesonia (dogface butterfly), 1798 nucleotides long. RefSeq lists its product as uncharacterized. Lineage: Eukaryota; Metazoa; Arthropoda; Insecta; Lepidoptera; Pieridae. The transcript has 4 exons. Bases 147 to 1766 code for a protein of 539 amino acids. The record is from RefSeq and is a predicted model, not a curated record.
ACGAAUUGUUGAUACACUAUCAGCUGAUCCGGCGCAGUUCGCCAUGGUAGCGCAACCGGAGCGCAUGCGCACAGCGCUUACCCGCCACAGUACUUCGUUAUGCUGUCGAAGGUGUAGUCCUUAAAGUUUACCAUCAGAAUAAAAAAAUGUGCUCGACUCGUAAGUUUGUUAGAGUGACGAAAUUUUUGUUGGCUGGCGUGUCGAUAUUCUGUGUGAGCUGGAUUGCUGCUGUCAACGAAUGGCACACCAGGGCCCGUUGGAGACCACCAUCGCAGCGGAGCUAUUCCACUAUGAAGACCAUUGUGGCCUACUCGGAAGGCAAACAGGCGGAGAUGGAUCGACCUUCGCCUGUUACAUGUGAUCGUUUACCGGCAUAUCCGAAAGUCCCAAAAACAAAUCGCACGUGGUCUCCCCUUGCUGAAGAAUCACUAUGGCAACAAGUAAGAGGUACAUCGGUGUCAUUAUAUGCUGCGUAUUACGACGAGAGGGCGCCACAACACUAUAUACGCAUUCUCGCCAUUUUCCACGGUCGGGAUGUAUCUUCACUGGAAGAAAUGUUUUGCCAAACGCGUCCUUAUGGUGGAAAUGAACAUUUAGUUGAAGUCGUUGCAGCAAAAGCAUUAGAAAUUUGGUGGCAUGACUGGGACAAAAGCUCAUCAGAAGUCGACACGCCUCUUUUACUAUCGUGCCCUGUACGGGAGCCAAUAAAUGAGAACUCUAUUGUGUCUGUGGUUACGGAACCUUGUGAAGAUCCCUCAAAUGGAUUUAAUAUCAAGCCAAACGGAAAUGUAAAAUACAUCCGAUCAUUCACUGUUUGUGUCAAAGAUAUGAAUUUUCGAGAGGAUGUGUCCCACAGUUUAACCGAGUGGAUUGAAACAAACAAGAUUUUGGGUGCCGAUUUGGUGGACAUUUAUGUAGAUAGUGUAAAUAAAAAUACUGAAACUGUAUUAUUACGUUAUCAAUCUGCAGGAUUCGUGAGAUUAUUUCAAGUUCCUAUUAAAAAUACAAUUCAACGGACGCUGUGGCAAAGAAGACGCGAUCACAUAAUAACUUAUAAUGAUUGCCUCUAUAGAAAUAUAAUAGAAUCAAAAUUUAUUAUACCUUUGGAUAUUGAUGAAAUACUGCUACCUAAAAUAGCAUAUACUUGGCACGGAUUGUUGAAAAGACUCCCUUUUUUGGGCUGGGAUCCAUAUCAGCAUUCCGCUAUUUUAGUGAAAAAUGUGUUCUUUUUCGAUUUCAUGCAAGACUUGUACAAAAAUAAAGCAAUUAGUAUUACUAGAAAUAAUAAUAAAAUAUAUGUGAAACGAGAUGAUGUCCGAAUAGACGAUCCUAAUAACUUUAAUGUGAAUGAAAUAGAAUUAGAAGACGGUACUAAUAGUUUAAGCAAAGAGAAUAAAAAUGAUUAUAUUGCUAUAAAUGCAUAUGAUAGUGGAUGUUUAAAAGCAAUACCAUUGCCAAAAAUAGCACGAAGUAUAAUUAGUUCAGCUACAAUAAGUCCUUUAGGCCACUACAGUAAGAGUUUUAUGCUUACGAAGAGGGUUCUAACAGCAUUUAAUCACUAUCCCUUAGCCAGUAUUGGAGCAACUGGUUUUACAGGAUGGGCGGCGCCUUUGACAGAAGUUCAACUCAAUCAUUAUAAGGAAUCAUGCAACGAAACAAUCAUAGCAGAAUGUUGGCAGUAUGUGAAACGCACGAAAGUUGACCGCUCCGCGCUGCGCCUGAAAAGACGACUCACACGCGCUGUUGCAGAUGCUCUUUGCAAAUAAUAAUUUCCUUCCAAAAUAAAAGCGUUUUAUAU